Messenger RNA from Pelagomonas calceolata, 1544 nucleotides. The record is from the annotation of a GenBank genome assembly. Lineage: Eukaryota; Pelagophyceae; Pelagomonadales; Pelagomonadaceae.
ACGCGGCGCGAGGCGGCGUAGGGCUGCCCCGGUCCGUCGCAGAACCCACAGACAUCGCCCUGAGCACGGUUCGAUCCACCGUGGGCAGCCGCCGCCAUCGAUGCGAUGCGAGGGCUCCUCCUCCUCCUGAUCACAAAUGGAGCCCGCGGCCAAGCGGCGGUCUGGGCCCGCGGCCAGCGCCAGCUGAACCGCUCCCACUUCGAGGGAGCCCACGCGACCUACGCCGAGCAGCGCCAGCGUAUCCAAGCGGCCGUCGGCAACUACUCCUUUUACGUCUAUGCGGGCGGCGCCUUCGACGCGAUCACGACGGCGCUGCCUCAACAAAGAAGACACUACAAGAUCGCGGAGGAACUGGUCGAGGUCUGGGUCCACCGCGCGUUGCUCAACGACAAACGCCGCACGACGGAUCCGGAGGCGGCGAGUUUGUUUUUCGUGCCCGCGUAUCUGUCCCUCUCGAAAAAUUCUGAUGGGCAGGGCCACGACGAACGACUUUCAGCUUUAAUCGAAGAACUAAGAAGCUCCAAGUGGUUCCAGCGCCACCGGGGCGCCGACCACGUCUUCGGGUAUUCGUCGAUCAAUCCCGGAGUGGCAAGGCAACUGCUAUUCCCGAAGCUCCACGCCGGUUUAGAACAGAGUUAUUUCGGGGUCUUCGAGAUGAACCCGGCCUGGGUCGGCGGCGAUAGGAAGGAGGAAACUCUACGAAGGAUGGUCCCCGCGCCAUAUGUAGUGGACGCGUCAAGGCUGGCCGGCACGUCGACACAACUACAUAAUCACGAGAUCUCCGUCUUCUUCGCGGCCCAUAGAAGACCGAACGCCGCGCAGUGGUCGGGCUGCGACCGGAGCAAGGCGCUUGGGCUGGAAAGUGUCCCGCGGUCGUCGAUACAUAUCAAAUCCCACCGACGACGUUUAUUAGAUGAGGACGCCUUCGCGCAUAGUAUGCGCGUGGCAGACUUUUGUUUGGUCAUGUGCGGCGACACGCCGACGUCUAGGCGCAUCUUCGAUGCGAUUGUCGCGGAUUGCAUCCCGCUCAUCGUCGGUACAAGAUUGUGGGGCCGGUGCGAGGCGCCGUGCCACGAGGGCUGGGGCUGGUUCGUGUCUGGGAAGGAGCACCCGCACCUGCCGUUCCGCGACACGUAUGUUGAUUAUACACGGUUUCCGCGCGUCGACGAGAGGCUCCUGUACGAGGACGCCACGAAGGCUUACGAGGACGCCGUGCGGGAUGUCACGGAAACGGAAGAACGGGACAUGUGGCGCUACCUGAACGCGAUCCGCGACGACGUCGUUUACUGUGUGGAAAUCUCCACGCCAUCGACGCGACGCCUGGCUCCACCGAGCCACUGGUUGAUUUCCACACAGGUCGUUUAUGGAUAUGGGUCGCCCUUUUCAUCUCAGAAAUUCGGUCGCGCCGCGGCGAACCUCAUGGACGGCGUCAUGCUGCGGCGGCUGCACCAGGGGCUCGUGCCUCCAGCACUCCGACCCGAGGACCACUCGCCGCUCGAGGGCUACGCGAAGGUGUCGCCCUCUACCUAAGUUGAUUGUUAGUA